UUUCAGGGAGACCAGCCCAAGUUUUUAGGGUGGGGAUCUAGACAGGUUAUACGUACCUUCAGUCCUGCUCCCAGAGAAGGCAGAAACACCUCAAAGCCUGCAUGUAAGAACAUCUACUGAGAAAUUAUUUUUAAGCAGACAUCAGCUGAGUGGGGGGAAGAGAAAGAACAGAGAAGAAAAAACAAAACUCCCUCGAUCUUGGAUGUAAGAGAACCCAGCAGCGAUGAACUGGCCCUUCUUCAGAGCAGCCGUGGUGCUGUUCAUUUUCCUGGUGGUGCUGGAAGUUAACAGUGACUUUAGAAUCCAGGUCAGGGAUUAUAACACUAAAAAUGGCACCAUCAAGUGGCACUCCAUCAGGAGGCAAAAGCGCGAGUGGAUCAAGUUUGCUGCAGCCUGCCGUGAAGGUGAGGACAACUCAAAGAGGAACCCGAUCGCCAAAAUUCACUCAGAUUGCGCUGCAAACCAGCAAGUUACAUACCGCAUCUCUGGAGUAGGAAUUGAUCAACCACCUUAUGGAAUCUUUGUUAUUAAUCAAAAAACUGGUGAAAUUAAUAUAACAUCCAUAGUUGAUCGAGAGGUCACCCCUUUUUUCAUUAUCUAUUGCCGGGCUCUGAAUUCACUGGGCCAAGAUUUAGAGAAACCUCUUGAGCUUAGAGUCAGGGUUUUGGAUAUAAAUGACAACCCUCCAGUAUUUUCUAUGUCUACUUUUGUAGGACAAAUAGAAGAAAAUUCUAACGCAAAUACACUGGUGAUGGUACUCAAUGCUACUGAUGCAGAUGAACCAAAUAAUUUGAAUUCAAAAAUAGCCUUCAAGAUCAUAAGACAAGAACCUUCAGAUUCACCGAUGUUUAUUAUCAACAGAUACACUGGAGAAAUUCGAACAAUGAAUAAUUUUCUAGACAGAGAGCAAUAUGGCCAGUACUCUCUAGCUGUAAGAGGCUCAGACCGAGAUGGUGGGGCAGAUGGUAUGUCAGCAGAGUGUGAAUGCAACAUUAAAAUCCUUGAUGUCAAUGAUAACAUUCCAUACAUGGAACUGCCAACACAAUCCAUAAGCAUUGAAGAAAAUUCUCUGAAUUCAAAUUUGCUCCAGAUUACAGUAAUAGAUUUGGAUGAGGAGUUCUCAGCUAACUGGAUGGCAGUCAUUUUCUUCAUCUCUGGAAAUGAGGGGAAUUGGUUUGAAAUAGAAAUGAAUGAAAGAACAAAUGUGGGAACUUUAAAGGUUGUUAAGCCCCUAGAUUUUGAAGCUGUGAAUAAUCUGCAACUUAGUCUUGGUGUUAGAAAUAAAGCUGAAUUUCAUCAAUCAAUUAUGUCUCAAUAUAAACUCACAGCAACUGCAAUCUCUGUGACCGUGUUAAACGUAAUUGAAGGCUCAGUGUUCCGUCCAGGUUCAAAGACAUUUGUAGUAAAUAGUAACAUGGGACAAAACUAUAAAAUAGGAGAGUAUGUAGCUUGGGAUCUUGACACAAAUCGGCCUUCAACAACUGUUAGAUACGUAAUGGGAAGAAAUCCAACUGACCUGAUCGCUAUUGACUCAAAAACAGCUGUAAUUACUUUGAGAAAUAAAGUUACUAUGGAACAAUACAAAAUACUUGGGGGAAAAUACCAAGGAACAAUUCUAUCUAUAGAUGAUGCUCUUCAAAGAACUUGUACUGGUACAAUUGUUAUUAACCUUGAAAAUGGUGGCUGGGAAACCGAACGUCCAAAUGUAAAUGGAAGUACUACCCCUGCAUAUGGCCUUACUUCCAGAGAUGUUACCACUAAUGGCCACACAACUGGUGUUGGUACUGGCAAAAAUCCUUUUGCUGGUGGCACAAAUGGUGAUGGUGUACGUCAACCUGAUACUUAUCAGACAAUAGGAGAUAAUGUACAUUUUGGUCCUGCUGGCAUUGGACUACUCAUCAUGGGAUUCUUGGUCCUAGGAUUGGUCCCCUUCUUGCUGAUCUGCUGUGACUGUGGAGGCGCCCCUGGCGGCGGGGCUGCCUUUCAGCCUGUUCCUGAGUGUUCCGAUGGAGCAAUUCACUCGUGGGCAGUGGAAGGUGCACAGGCCGAUCCUGGGGCUCUGACCAAUAUUGGUGUACCAUGCAUACCAGCCACUAAUGCAAAUGUAAUUGAGUACGUUGACAACUCAGGAGUUUACACAAAUGAGUAUGGUGCCAGAGAAAUGCAAGAUCUGGGAGGAGGAGAAAGAACGGCAGGAUUUGAACUAACAGAUGGAGUUAAAAUGUCAGGAGGACCUGAGAUAUGUCAAGAAUAUCCUGGAACACUAAGAAGAAAUUCUAUGAGGGAAUGUAGAGAAGGAGGGCUGAAUAUGAACUUCAUGGAAAGUUACUUCUGCCAGAAAGCAUAUGCUUAUGCGGAUGAAGACGAAGGACGCCCAUCCAAUGACUGUCUGCUCAUCUACGAUAUUGAAGGCGCAGGCUCCCCUGCGGGCUCUGUGGGCUGUUGUAGCUUCAUUGGAGAAGACUUGGAUGACAGCUUCUUGGAUACACUGGGGCCGAAGUUUAAGAAGUUGGCAGACAUCAGCCUGGGAAAAGACGUUGAACCAUUUCCAGACUCUGAUCCCUCCUGGCCACCUGACGGCACUGAGCCGGUCUGCCCUCCGCAGGGAACAGAGCCCACUGGUGGUGGACACCCACCCAUCUCCCCACGUUUCGGCACCACCACCGUCAUCUCUGAGAACACCUACCCCUCGGGACCUGGGGUACAGCACCCUACACCGAUUCCUGAUCCUCUGGGCUAUGGUAAUGUCACCGUGACCGAGUCUUACACCUCCUCGGGCACUCUGAAGCCCUCUGUCCACAUUCACGAUAACCGACACGCAUCAAACGUGGUGGUGACAGAGCGGGUAGUCGGUCCAAUCUCCGGUGCCGACUUGCAGGGGAUGCUAGAGAUGCCUGACUUGAGAGACGGGUCAAACGUGAUAGUGACAGAAAGGGUAAUAGCACCAAGUUCAAGUCUGCCCACCACUCUGACCAUCCCUGAUCCUAGGCAGUCUUCGAAUGUAGUAGUGACGGAAAGAGUGAUCCAGCCAACUCCCGGCAUAGUGGGCAAUCUGAGCAUGCACCCUGAGUUAUCGAACACCCACAACGUGAUUGUGACGGAGAGGGUAGUUUCCGGCUCUGGCAUCACUGGCAGCAGCAGCCUGCUGGGCAGCGCAGGUGGAGGAAGUGGUGGUGGCAUCGGGCUGGGCAGCCUAGGAGGUGGCGGGGGCCUGAGUAGCAGCCUAGGGGGCACAGCCACCAUCGGCCACUUGAGGGGUUCCGCUGAGCAUCACUUUAGCAACACCCUCGGUUCUGCCUCCCCUACCACAACCCGGAGUCGAAUCACAAAGUACAGUACAGUUCAAUAUACCAAGUAGCCAGGGACCCCAGCAUGCUUUUUUCACCGUCAUUGUGAUUUAGGUUUAAUUCCCAUCACCACAAAACUAACAAUGUGAUUUAGGAUGCACAACCACAUGCUAAGAAAAUUGUGGCACAAGGUGAGACACCACAGUGAGAAAAAACGAUGGAAACAGUGCCGUUGGCCAAGAGCUCUCCUGAGCCUUUAUAACUUUUUUUUGUACAUUAAUACUAAGGCAAUCAUGACCAUGAACUAAAACUUGAGACAGGGGCUUCUUUGUGCCUGUAGGGUCUUCUGUGCUUUUGUGUGGCCUCUAGUGUUUCUCCAGCACGUGGAACAAAACACUGAUCUUAAGAUGGCAAUGGUCAUCAUUCUCCUUGCUUGGUUUUGAAAUUUCAUAUAGCUCAGGAAAUAUUUAAAAAAAACUAAACAUGCAAUAUACACUCAAGUAUGUGGGAAGAAUUUGAAAUGUGCCCCAAAUGCCUGGUCUGGUCAGUGUCACAGAUGAUAUAAAUAAAAACUCAACCACAUAUUUAGACCAGGGUUAACCAUUAAAGAGGGCUUCCCUCAUAGCUUAGUGGGUGAAGCAUCUGCCUGCAAUGCAGGAGACCCAGGUUCGAUCCUGGGUCAGGAAGAUCCUCAGAGAGGGAAUGGCAACCCACUCCAGUAUUCUUGCCUGGAAAAAUCCCAUGGACAGAGGAGACUGGUGAGCUAUAGCCCAGAGGUCGCAAAGACUCUGACACAACUGAGCUACUAACACUUUCACUUUAACCAUUAAAGAGUAAAAAUCUGGCUACACAUCCAAGUCCACAAGCGACCAACCACUCCCACCUUAAAAACGGCACUAGAUGAAACAAACCUCAAAUUAGGAAAUGUUUCCUGGGAGGGAGAUUCCCUAAGAGAGUGGCAACAGAGUGAGACUGAUGAGGGGUGAACUGGUGCUGUGUGAGCCUGGAUCCUCCGCUGGAGCUUCAGCUACAGUUCCUAUGGAGUCAAGGAAGUCUCUGAUUCUAGUUUGUGUUUAGUGGUAGAUGCAAUAGUGAUAAAUAUUGUAUACUGGUGAGGUUGCAGGGUAUCACACUCGUUUCUCCCUUUACCACUGUGGCUCUGACCUAAUAAAGGAGAACCUACCAGGUGUACUUCUCUGACUGAAGCAAGUAACACCUGACACGGUUGUCAUCACUAGUGGUAAAUUAUCUUCCAAAGAAGCAGAUGGGAACCGCAUUGCAUUUUCAGAUUGUGUUUUUAGUGUUAUUCCUUUAUAUUUGCAGCUCUUUAUUACACAUUUUCUAAGUUAAAAUAAAGGAUUUGGGAGGAGCUGUGAGAAAAAGCCUGCAGUAUACUUAUGCUUUGGGGAGAUUAUUUGAAAGGGAUCUAAAAAAAUUGUUUUUAGAAAAUGUAAAAUGUUUAAUGGGGGGAGCUAGAAUGUUUCAGUAAAUUAAUACCGUACUAUUGUUUUUAACUGAGUUUCGUACUUUUUAAAACAACCCUCUGCUGCUAUUUUGAAGAGGUCAACUAGGAACUUUUAACAGAGUUGAUGAUAUUGUGUUAACAUGAGUGAAGUUGUACUA
This is a messenger RNA of Bubalus bubalis (water buffalo), 4910 nucleotides long. It is a transcript of the gene DSG1, whose product is annotated as desmoglein 1. Lineage: Eukaryota; Metazoa; Chordata; Mammalia; Artiodactyla; Bovidae. The transcript has 15 exons. The coding region runs from base 224 to 3358 and encodes 1044 amino acids. The record is from RefSeq and is a predicted model, not a curated record. Gene Ontology annotation, biological process: homophilic cell-cell adhesion. Gene Ontology annotation, molecular function: gamma-catenin binding; calcium ion binding. Gene Ontology annotation, cellular component: plasma membrane; desmosome.